UUUGGAUUGCGCGCUCCUCUAAAAUUACCCAUAGUUCCCCUCAAUCAUACCGGUGAAAAAAAUGGCCGAAGAAGACGAAGAACAAUGGUUGUAUGGAGACACAGAGGAGGAUACUGCAGAGCCUCCAGCAGAAGUUGAGAAUGAAGUUUCUGGGAGUGCCUUGUCUGCCGAGGCUGAGCCGUUUGUCAGUCAGACUCCAGAGCCAGAUGUCCUACCUCCAGUUGUAUCCGAUGAUGGACCGCCUGGAGUGGAGGAUAGGGAGGAAGGAGAAAUGGAGGAUGAUGAUGUGGGGCGGGCUGAAGAACAUGAUAGUGAUGAAGACAGCGAUGAAGAUGAUGAUGAUGUGCAAGUCACAAUCGGUGACAUCAAGGCAGCCCCAGCCUAUGGCUCAUAUGGAGGCCAGCCUACACACAGUCUUAGCAAGACCUCUACAUAUCACAAGACGUCAGCUACAGCUCCUCAAGCACCAGUACCAACAGUUCCUAAGGUUCCAGCCAAGGGAGUGGACAUGGAGGUGGAAGGUACCAUUAACGGAGUAGGGGUGUACUCCUUUGAUCUGGACUCUGUCUUGGACAAGCCAUGGAGGAAACCAGGUGCUGAUUUGACCGACUAUUUCAAUUACAACUUUAAUGAGGAGACGUGGAAGAACUAUUGCAAUAAACAGCACAACUUCCGAGCUGAAGUUGGUGGGAAGAGCUACGUACAUGACUCUGUUAACUCCAAAGACAGCCAAAGUUCAUCAGCUAAACCAGAUGUAAAGCCCAGCCCAACACGGCAGACUUCCCGCAGUGAGUUCCCAAGCCCCAUUAACGUGAUCGGCUCAACAGCUACCAGACGGAGACCCAAUGAGGGCGAUCCGCAGUCAAUGCACAGUAUCCAGGUCGUUGGAAGUGACGCUAAAAUGACCAACAACUUUAGCAAGCCUAAUACAUCGGGACCGCCACCACCUUCAAGCCCAAACCAGCCCCCACCCAGCACCAACUAUGGCCCUCCCAACAUGCAGGGCCCACCGCCCAACAUGAGGGGUCCCACCCCCAUGCGACCCCCGGGGGGUAACAUGGGCCCCAGGCCCGGCGGGGGUCCACCACCCCCGAUGCAAAGACCUGGGGGACCCCCACUUCAGAGGCCUGGGGGUCCGCCCCGUGGGCCCCCCAUGGGGCCCGGGGGACCACCCAGGGGUCCCGGGGGACCACCCAGGGGUCCUGGGCCCAUGGGAGGACCCAUGGGGGGACCCCCAAGGAUGGGAGGUCCACCCCCGCAUGGAAGGAUGCCGCCACCUCACUCAGGCCCUCCACCACCCAGGAUGAACAUGCCUCAUCCCAAUAUGUCAGGUCCACCCCCGCAAAACUAUGGACCUCCUCCUCAACGCUUCAAUGGUCCCCCUCCCAGACAAAAUUUCCCUGGUCCCAGGGGUCCGCCACCGGGUCCUGGGGGCCCCAUGCCCCCUGGCGGACUCGGCCAGAACGGUCCCCGCCCUGGCGGCCCGCGCCCUGGCGGCCCACGCCCUGGUGGCCCGCCUAACAUGAACAUGCCCCCGCCCAACAUGAACAUGCCCCCACCCCAAGGGGGGAACUUCCCUCACCCCCAGGGUGGAAUGCCCCCACCCCAGCAAGGCGGCAUGCCUCCACAUUCCAUGGCUGGUUCCCUACCACCCCCUGCACAGAUGGGAGGCCCUGGGCCGAUGCAGGGCCCCGGGCCAGGAUCUCAGGGUAUGGACACCAGGAGACCGCCGCCCAACUUCAGUGACAGGCCGCCAUUUUAUAACGAGUCCCCGACCCAGAGCCAGUCAUUCAAUCCCCAAUUCAACACAGGGCCCCCUCCCCCUGGGCAGGGCCCCUCACCCACUGAUAUGUGGGACAGGGGGCCGGGUGUUGGGUCCACGCCCUUCUUCAGGGCACCGAGUCCCACUAGUGAGAGCGAUAUCAGCACGAGUAGCGAUGAGGAUGAUUAUCGUCACAAAGAAGUGCGGAGUUACCGUCGCGAAGAUUAUGACAGGAAAUCUCCAGAGCGAAGUCGGUCAGAUCGGGACCGGUCCCGGGAUCGUGACCAUGAGCGGGACAGGUCACACACCAGGGACAGAGACCGAGACAGAGACAGACACCGUGACAGAGACCGGGACAGAGACCGCGAGAGAGACCGAGACAGGGACCGGAGGCACCGGGACCGGGAGAAGGAACGGGAGCGGGAGCGGGACAGGGGACGAGACAGCCGGGAUGGCAAGGAAUCACGAAGACGACGACAUGACAGCGAAGAGUCCCACAGGAGCUCACGACAUCGACACAGCAAACGAUCGCGACGGGACCACGACGAGAAGGACUCGGACGGGAAGAAAGAUGAUGAACGAACGGAGGAUGCAACCAAAGAUGACGGCAACAGCUCAUUGGUUCCUGAAUAUUCAUCGGAUUAGAACGCCUCACUUCAAAUGUCAUAACAGCGGUAGGGAAUGCGGUGUAAAAAAACCCAGCUGGGCAACCUCGAUAUGCGCAUAAAAUAUAUUGUUUGUUCUAGUCUGAAAUCAGAUUCAGUAUUGAGCCUGUCAUUGGCUCAAUAGCCUUGGACUAGGUUUCAAACUGGUUUCAAAUCUGUGCAUUUUUUUUUUUUAUUUUGCACAACAAAAUGUGCAAGCCAAAUCGCUCAAGCAGAUGUGUAUGUACAAUGUACUACAACGUCAGUAUGUAGUCAAGUAUAUUUGAAUUAGUACAAGAACUGUUACAGAGGAAUGCAAAAUUAAACAAGGGGCAACGCAAGGUUUUACCCGAGGUACCCCACA
Molecule: messenger RNA, 2770 nt
Organism: Patiria miniata (bat star)
Lineage: Eukaryota; Metazoa; Echinodermata; Asteroidea; Valvatida; Asterinidae
Product: pre-mRNA 3'-end-processing factor FIP1-like
Exons: 16
Coding region: 62-2407 (781 amino acids)
Cellular component (GO): mRNA cleavage and polyadenylation specificity factor complex
Molecular function (GO): RNA binding
Source: RefSeq, a predicted model, not a curated record